Molecule: messenger RNA, 2136 nt
Organism: Chara braunii
Lineage: Eukaryota; Viridiplantae; Streptophyta; Charophyceae; Charales; Characeae
Source: the annotation of a GenBank genome assembly
GGUGGGGGGGGGAGGAGCACCAACCUCAAUAGAGAAAGCAAUAGGAAAAAAAAAAAGGGAAGCAAACGAGAACACGAAAGGGAAAACAACACUGGCAUAAAGAUGAAUCGAACGCUAAACAAGGACAGAACAAUGCUGUCCAUGGUAGGGCUUCGCAUGUUCGCGCGCUUGACUAGGCGCUGUCUGCACGCAUGCAUUCAUGUGUGCGUGGAAAAGAGAGAAUGCCGCAGGGGGUAAGAGAGGGGAGGGGGAGUGCGGCAACGAAGGCGGGUGGGCUACAUAAUUGAAGAGGAUGAAUACUCCUUUGGUAGGACGAAUCCGGAGAAGACCUUCUUCCCUGUCCGAAUUGCCCCUGUUAUGGGCAUGAUGUUCCAAUACAUGAUUAUAGUUGACACUCCAGAACCGUCCUUCAAAGUUAUCAAUGCUGCAAGAGAUCAGAAAAUCGAACUUUACGCCGGCCAGAAAGUGACACUAACAACAGAUGCGACGGUUCCAGCAUCUUCCCAAGUGCUUCCUGUGAAUAGCCCUGAUUUCAUGAAGUACGUUAAACUUGGGGAGAGACUUUUUGUGGGCAUGUAUCUUGCAACUGGAAGCGACAACUUUUCGGCUGUCCUUCAGGUUGAAGAAGUGGAAGAGAAGUCUGUUGUCUGUCAUUGCGUUGACCGUGCAACUCUUGAAAGUGGAGCAAUUAUGGUGCAUGUGGCGAAGUACAGCUCAGAAAUGCCGAGUAUCUUUUCGCAGAAGGAAGUGGAGCAAGAGCUGAAAAUAUGGGACCAGCCUGAUCUUGUGGACUUCGUUGAGGUUUCUUGCACCCGCACCGCGGAUGAUAUAAAGCAGAUGAGGAGAUUUCUGAGGAGCACAAGAUACAUGAGAGAGACCAAGCUCGUGGCAAAGAUUGAGAGCAGACAGGGAUUGUGCAAUUUUGAUAGUAUUCUGGAAGAAGCUGAUGGCAUUAUGAUGUCGAGAGGUGACUUGGGCCUGGCAGUUCCGUUAGAGAAGGUUGUGCAAGCACAGAAACAUAUUGUUCGCCGAUGUAAUCAAGUUGCAAAGCCGGUUACUGUGACGAGGGUCUUGGACAGUAUGGUGAACGUUCCCCAACCAACUCGAGCUGAGGCGACAGAUGUUGCGAAUGCAGUACUGGAUGGUGCAGAUGCCGUCCUUCUGGGGGCAGAAACUGUGCGUGGGUCUUUCCCCGUUGCAACUGUGAGAACGGUGUUAUCAAUCUGCAAGGAGGCAGAAACUGCAUUCAAUAAAGAAGUUUAUGGGAAAUACCUGAUGAAGAGCUUCCCAAGCCCAGUUCCGCAUGACCUGGCAGUGGCUGCAUCAGCAGUCAGAGCUGCCUCGAAAAUCAAGGCACACAUGAUCAUCUGCUUCACAUCAACAGGGAUCUCUCCGAGGUUGACGGCAUCCUUCCGGCCUAACAUCCCGAUUCUGACAGUGGUUCUUCCUACGCUUAGUGUUGGCAGCAAUCUCAAGUGGACUGCGUCGGGAGCCAUGCAGGCUCGCCAGACACUCAUAACAAGUGGGCUGAUUCCUGUUUUAGCUGAUCCACGGGGCGAACCGAGUCAGCAGCAUCUGCAAGACGCCUUCAAGGUGGGCAAGAAGCUCGGACUUGUUCUCUCCGGCAAGGUGGACUUCAGACGGAGUGAGAGGGUGGUAGGUUCCUCCAGAGAGCCGAUUCGGCGAUGCCGUGGUAGUUUUGUAGAGAGCUCAAAGAUUGGGGGGUUGAUUGUGCUCACCUCUGCCGCACGGGAGAAGAGUAGCUCUUAAUCAUUUGCAGAGUUCUAAGUCUUUUUUUGUUUUUUGGCGGAGUUCUGACUUUAAGUGUUGACUUCAUAGAAUUUUGAAAGAGGUAUUCAAUUUUGUCUGGGAAGAGGAGAGGAGGUUGGUGAAAGAGGUCGAGAAAGAGGUAGAGAGUAGUGUUUUGUUCGUCUCCUUCACUUCUCAUGGAUAGCGGGAAGCAUUCGCAGGCAGGAGGAGGUCAGUGAAAGAGGCAGUGGUUUUGGAGUACACAAGUCAGUGGUGGAGUGUCUCUCUCCACCACGCCGGGAGAGUAGUGUGAAUCGUUGGCAGCGUGCAAGUACUUGGCAACGAAAUUUUGAGAUAAAAAAAAGGAAAUGAAAACAAUUUUCUCCG